CAAAUUAACGUGAACUGUUCAACUGUUGUGAAGGUAUUUAAUUUACUUUGCAUUAUUGUUUUCCUUCGAAAUAUACCUAUAUCACAACAAUUAUUAUUGUAAAUUGGUGCAUUUUGUUUUCUUUGUCCAAAUGAUAGGAUGACAGCUGUCGAAGAAGAAGACGGCAAAGAGUACCGUUGGGAGACCGGCUACGAGAAGACAUGGGAGGCCAUUCGGGAGGACGACGAAGGCCUUCUAGAGGGCGCCGUGGCCGAGAUGGUGCAGCGCGCCAAGCGGCGACGACUGGAAGCUCUGUCGGCUGCGGCUGGCCAUGUGCGACUUGGUAUGAUGCGACACGUAAUCGUGGUCGUCGAUUGCUCUGAUGCCAUGCUCGAUCAGGAUCUCAAACCCACCAGGCAGCUGUGCGCUACUAAGUUGUUGUGCAGCUUCAUAGACGAGUUUUUCGACCAGAAUCCGAUCGGCCAACUGGGUGUGGUUGUGACGCGCAACAAGCGAGCGGAGCGAGCCUCCCAGCUGGGCGGCAAUGCUCAAAAACACGUGGCAGCUGUGCAGGCGCAUCUCUCCCGGCCCGAGUACUGCGCAGGUGAACCUUCGCUGCAGAACGCACUGGAGUUGGCCUUGACUUCACUGCGCAGCCUGCCCACGCAUGCUAGUCGCGAGAUUGUCGUGCUGUUGGCAAGCCUGACCACAUGUGACCCCGGUGACAUCACUGCUACUAUUGAGUCGCUGAAAUCGUGUAACGUGCGCGUGUCGGUGAUCGGGCUGGCAGCGGAGGUCCGCGUGUGCGCGGCGCUGUGUCGCGAGACAGGUGGCUCCUACUCUGUGGCCAUGGACGACCGCCAUUUGAGGGACCUGUUGCGCGAACACGUGUUGCCCCCUCCCUCGCUCAAGGCGCGUGCUGCCGAGGACGAGGCGGCGCUCGUCAAGAUGGGCUUCCCGCACUCGGCCAACGCCCAACAGGGACAGUUGAGCAUGUGCAUGUGCCAUCUAGACUCGCCCGCCACAGAGCCGGCGGACACUUCCGCCUCCGCUUCCGCGUCCGCGAGCGGCUGCAAGCUCCGCGCGGGCGGCUACUUCUGUCCGCAGUGCCGCAGCAACUACUGUCAGCUUCCCGCCGAAUGCCGCGUCUGCGGUCUGACGCUGAUUUCCGCGCCGCAUCUGGCUCGCUCCUACCACCACCUGUUUCCCGUCCGCCCGUUCAGCCAACGGCCGGCGGUGGGAGCGGAAACGGGAGAGGGAGAGGGAGCGGCAGCAGAAGCGGGAGUGAGAGCAGGAUGGUGUUUUGCGUGUCGCAAGUCGCUGGCCGCUGGAGCGGUUGGCGAUAAGUUUGUGUACGAAUGCGAGAAAUGCCACGAGGUGUUUUGUUUGGACUGCGACCUGUUCAUUCACGACACUCUGCACACGUGUCCAGGCUGCACCACCGAUCAGCGUACUUUCCAACAGCUGUCCACCUGAAUUCCUCAAAUCCACCAAAUUCGAAAGUAUCCUCCGGUUCAGCUCAAAUCUCUGUGAUCUCUGGUCUACAUGUAAGUGUAGGGCAGUGUAUAGAAUAAGCCAACUGGUAUCAUUCUUGAUUAAGGUGAAAAAGUGAAUAAUCAGUUGUAUGUGAGGAACCUUAAUUCCAAUGAAGUUUCUUGAAUGUUCACCGAAGUUGGUUCAGAUCAAGUGACGUUGAUCUCUUGCCUAUAGCAAGUGCAGGACAGUGUAUAGAAUAAGCCAACUGGUAUCUUGAUUAAGUUGAAAAAUUGUGUAAUACGAGUUGUAUGUGAGCAAUCUUAAUAUCAAUGAAGUUUUUUGAAUGUUCACUCAAGUUGGUUCAGAUCAAGUGACAUUGAUCUCUUGCCUAUAGCAAGUGCAGGACAGUGUAAAGAAUAAUCCAACUGGUAUCUUGAUAAAGGCUGUGCAAAGGCUAGAAAUAAACUUUCUCUACUCGUGAUAUUUUUCAAAGUUUUUCGAUUUGUAUAUCAUCAAGCUAUCA
Nilaparvata lugens (brown planthopper) is the source of this 1978-nucleotide messenger RNA. RefSeq names its product general transcription factor IIH subunit 2 (gene Ssl1). Gene Ontology annotation, biological process: DNA-templated transcription; nucleotide-excision repair; regulation of transcription by RNA polymerase II. Gene Ontology annotation, molecular function: zinc ion binding. The coding region runs from base 139 to 1455 and encodes 438 amino acids. Gene Ontology annotation, cellular component: transcription factor TFIIH holo complex; transcription factor TFIIH core complex. The record is from RefSeq and is a predicted model, not a curated record. The transcript is spliced from 7 exons. Lineage: Eukaryota; Metazoa; Arthropoda; Insecta; Hemiptera; Delphacidae.